AUGACCCGCGAUCUGCGUGAUGUGAUCAACGCCCACGGGCCCGACCGAGAGGUGGACCGGAGCGCCGAGGCCAUCGUUACAUAUACAGAAGCACAACGAGUAGCUAUGUCGCAAUCUGAGAAGAAGUCUGCCCCCGGGGACAGAAAAGGAGCUCUCCAUGGCGACCGCAACGACAAGGGUCCAUCGCCUCUCGGGACAUCCAUUUUCAUCGCACUCCGCAUUCUCGACCCAGUACUACAGUAUGGAAUCCUUCUACCCGGCGCUGCAUCACUAGCGACGCCAGUCCUAGGCCUACUCGGUGGCACACCCUUACCACUCGAAGCCGCCCCAGUAGCACUGGGCCUCUCACCCUGGCGUUUGACCCUGCUAGGCAUGUCACUACUCGGCAGUCUGAAGGGCAUUUUCUACUUGACCUAUGUAUCCGAAGCCAGAAUGCCCAUUGCAACCGCUCUCCUGGUGGGAGUGUUCAAGGCCUUCUCGACAACCGUGAACUCGCUCAUGUUCUGCGCCGCCGCGACAUCAGCAACAAAGUCCUAUGUACCCGAUCAAAGCACCGGCUGGCAUCCAAUUCUCUCUGCCGCAUGUGCAAUCUUCACAUUGGGCAUUACCGUGGAGACUGUUUCGGAACUCCAGCGCAGAUCUUUCAAAAAGGACCCUAGUGGCAAGGGGAAGGGCAAGGUCUACACGGGCGGACUCUUCCGCAUUGCACGCCAUAUCAACUAUGGUGGGUAUACUAUCUGGAAAGCUGCUGCUGGGCUUGCGGCUUCCGGUUGGUGCUGGGGCGGACUUACGCUACUGUGGCUGUUGGCUGAAUUCCGGAGAAGAGGUAUCCCCGCGUUGGAUGCUUAUUGCGAGAAGAGGUAUGGACAAGACUGGGAUCAGUUCAAGCAAAGAACGAGAUGGAAGAUGAUUCCAUUCCUGUAUUAA
Messenger RNA from Penicillium brevicompactum, 927 nucleotides. RefSeq lists its product as uncharacterized. NCBI's taxonomy places the organism in Eukaryota, Fungi, Ascomycota, Eurotiomycetes, Eurotiales, Aspergillaceae. Bases 1 to 927 code for a protein of 308 amino acids. The transcript has 4 exons. Gene Ontology annotation, cellular component: membrane. The record is from RefSeq and is a predicted model, not a curated record.